UGUGGGUCAUUUACUGUUUAUUUCCAAUAAACCAGGGUGUACUUCAUAUUACAGCGACAGCCUGUUGCUGAGCAUAAACUAUUCAGGAUUGGUGUUGAAGGUUUAAAAUACCCGAUAAAUAUAUUUGAAGACAAAAUAAACGACUCCCUCAGGGGUCCGUGAACGUCCCGCGUUGCCAUAGUGACAGUAAACCACAAAGAGCCGUUAAACAGAACCGGACCGACGGACAGAGAAACAGAUUAAAGAACCAGACAAACGAACCGACACCGACGCUGAGCGCCGUUUGACGCCGCCCAGCAGCCUCUUUCCCCCGGAUCUUCUUCCUCCUACUGUCCGGGGAACCCUGACCCGGCUGGAGGCUCCAGACCCGGGGCAGGAUGAGUGCGAACCGAGCGAUUCCCGGCGGGAAGGUUUACCGGCAGCUGUUCGACGCACAGGCGCAGCUGUCCAGAUCCCUGCUGGCAGGACGCAGGGUCCAGAGGACAGGCAGUCUGUCCCCGGUGGACAGCAAGACACCUGACAGCAGCAGGUGGCAGCAGAGGUCUGAUGAAGUCGAUGGCUCCGUUGACGUCAUCCGGCUUCCUGACCGUCUGGUGAUCGACAGGUCCAGCUCCGGGAUCAUUGACAAACUGAUGAAGAGGAGGAAGAAGAAGCAUGAUGAAGCGCUGAGGCAGCAGGAGGCGGAGCUGCACCACCUGUCCCAGGUGUGUGAGCUGGAGGUGAGGUCCAUCUGUGAGCAGCUGGUGUCCUCUCUGGGGGAGGUGGACCUCAGAUUGGACAUCCUGAGGGACAGGAUUGGACAGAAGCCUGUCAGUCUGGAGUGCCUGCACAGCCUCUGGGAGGAGGCGGAUGAGGAGAUGAGGCAGAAGAAGAGCCAGGUCUCAGAGAUGCAGCAGAAGCUGAAGAGCUGUGAUGACGGCAGGAGCCUGGAGAUCAAAAAGAUUCUGAAGAAGCAGCUCCACCUCCUGCAGCAGAUCAGUUUCCUGUCUCCACCCGACGUCCACCGACUGAUCCACUCCAAGGCCAUGAUGCUGAACCAGUCUCUGCUGGCCAACCGGCGCAGCUCGGCCCGGCUGGUUCUGCUGCUGCAGGACCAGAACCUCCAGCAGGAGUUCGUCCUCCGUCUGCACUGGGAGGAGAGUCUGGACCGCUGGAGGAAAGGCCGAGUGGAGGAGAUGCUGGAGGAGCUGAGAACCAUGUGCAGCAGCAGGGAGGAGGAGCGGAACCUGUUCUCGGAUCAGAUGCUACAGAACCAGGAGGUUCUGGUCCAGCAGCGCUCCGAGGUCAUCUACAAGAUCUGCUCUCUGGUCCCGCCCACCGGCUCCUCAGCUCUGGUUUCUAAUUGGUUCAACGAGUUGAUGGCCGUCAACCAGCAGAUUGCUGGUCUCCAUGCCGACAUGCGGGAGCAGCUGCAGAGGUUCUAUGAAGACGCCUGGCAGCGUCGCCGGGCCGAGGCUCAGCGCUGCCAGGAGGCGCUGGCGGCGCUGCAGCUGUCUGACCAGCAGCUGGAGGACAUCACGUCCUCUCGGCUCCUCCCUCUGAUUGGACAACGCCAGAGAGACGACGAAGAGCGAUUGGCUGGUUUAGACGAGUGCAGUGACUGCGUGGACCAACAUGUCCUGGGGGUCAGCAGGUCGGUGUCUGAGGUGAUGCGCGCCGUCGCGUUGCUAUGGGAGACGCACUGCCGCCGGUUGAAGAGGAGAGAAGAAGAGCUGGAGGCAAAGCUGCAGCUGUUGAAGAAGACGCAGAAGCAGCUGGUGGAGAGGAUGAUGGUGCCUUUGGAGAGCAUGUUGGUGGCGCUGCGUCAGGAGAGCAGGGAGGAAUUUCUGGACAUGUGUCUGGAGCAAGUUCUGGAGCAGCUGAAGGACAUCCAGGACAGCAUCAGGCCGUGUCUGUCCCAGCAGUGGGACGUCCUGGACCAGCUCCCUGCCGUCCUCAUGGAGGAGCUUUACUCCUACAGUAACGCCGUCAGCUCCUUCUUCAAACUCAGCCAUCCAAACAGACCGAGUCUAGCGGACUUGCACAACGUCUCGGUGUCGUCCAACAGAACCGGCUCGGACCUGGAAUCUUCCUCCCACUCAGAGAUGUUCCACCCGAGAAGCGACUCCAUCAGCAGAGAAGCCGGUUACUCCUUCAGCGCCCUCAAGCUCCUGACCGAGGCGGCGUCCUCGCUGAACCAACUCUACAACAGCAACACCACCUUUACAUCGUCAGGGGGCGUGGUCUACUCCGGCCCCGCCUUCAGAAGCCCCGCCCCCGACCUGCCUGACUUCAUCCAGGAAACAUACCUGACCCAGUUUCCUGUGGAGCUCCUCAGCCACACCCUGACCAGGACCCGGAUUCUGGUUCUGGACCACAUCGAGCAGAGCUUCAAAGACCUUCUCAGCUCAGCUGUUGCCAUGGUGACCGAAAAGAAGGAAGUGGUCCGAUUGGAGCAGGAACUCUCACUGACACCAGAAUACAUCCGGACAAAAAUCUACGAGCCACGGCUCCUUGAGCUCCAGGUCCACCGGCAGAAUGUAGACACCUUCUCUCAGGAAAUCUCGGAGAUCCUGACCUCCUGCAGGAUAGAGCUCCACGAUCUCCUGGCCUCCAUCCACAAGAAGAACCUGGAGCUGUUUGACCUUUUGACCUCCCGUAAGAUGGCGCUGCAGGAGCUGCAGAUCUCCAUACAGAAGGACAACCAGAUCGUCCUCCAGGCGGCGUUCAGGAAACGGCUGGAGGACUUUGGCGCCGCCCUGCAGGAGCAACUGGACCGGCACGCCGAGGACACCCUGUGGUGCCAGACCAACUUCAAACGGGUGAUCCGCGGCCGCCUGGAGGAGGCCAGGAAGAGAGCGGGGGAGCUGCAGAAGUCCUUCAGGACGUUCAAAGAAGGAGGAGACUUCUCUGCCCAGGAGGUAAAGAUGUUUCAGAAGAAGAUGAAGGAGGAAAUCAAGCGGAUCGGUUCCACCGAGGACUCCAUCUUCUCUGAGCUGGAGGUGUUUGAGUCCAAGAGUCUGCUGCAGCUCCGCAAGGUGCUGGCUCCCCUGGACGACAAGUUCUCCUCCCUGCAGGCGGAGGUGAAGUUCACUGAGGAGAUCCAGAAGAUCAUCAGCAGGACACAGAUCCAGAUCAAGGCCGAGGCGGCCAGCAGCAACCUGCAGCAGACCAGGCUCAGCGGCCGGCUGGAGGAGCUGAGGGAGAUGAUGACCAACAUCCAGGUAUCGCCGGAUCAGAUCUGCUGUUCGUUCUCGUCGGUGAAGGAGGAGAUAAAGUCGCGCUGCAGCUACCUGGGUUUCAGCCAGGACUCUGUGCUGCUGGACAGUUUUGCUCUGUCCAGAACCAAGGUCCAAGGCGCCGGCCUGCGGCGCAGCCGGUCCGCCACGGAGCUGCAUGAGGAAACAACCGUCAGGUUCUCCUUCCAGCCGGACCAGAAACCAAAAACCGCUGGAGACCAGAGCUCCGCCGCGCAGCAGAAGAGCAACUCGACCCGCAAACAGAGGUACGGACCCAACGGGCCCACAGCAGAACCGCCUGGUUCUGAUGGAACCAGAGACCGGCCCGGCCGUUUUCAGUCCUUUGCCGCGGCGCUGAACACCAUCCUGUGGUGGUCCAACGACACCGUGCUGGAGGCUGCCAGGGUAACGAUCAGAACCUCAAGAACCUCCAGUUCGGUCCGAUCUGGCCCAUAA
Molecule: messenger RNA, 3674 nt
Organism: Poecilia latipinna (sailfin molly)
Lineage: Eukaryota; Metazoa; Chordata; Actinopteri; Cyprinodontiformes; Poeciliidae
Exons: 29
Coding region: 378-3674 (1098 amino acids)
Source: RefSeq, a predicted model, not a curated record